Messenger RNA from Lemur catta (Ring-tailed lemur), 1298 nucleotides. It is a transcript of the gene FADS6, whose product is annotated as fatty acid desaturase 6. The transcript is spliced from 8 exons. Gene Ontology annotation, cellular component: membrane. Gene Ontology annotation, molecular function: oxidoreductase activity, acting on paired donors, with oxidation of a pair of donors resulting in the reduction of molecular oxygen to two molecules of water. Gene Ontology annotation, biological process: lipid metabolic process. The coding region runs from base 1 to 1278 and encodes 425 amino acids. Lineage: Eukaryota; Metazoa; Chordata; Mammalia; Primates; Lemuridae. The record is from RefSeq and is a predicted model, not a curated record.
AUGUUGGGGGGCGGGGCGGAAUGCUCUGACACACUGGAGCAAGCCCCCUGUCCCUACCCCCGGGGCUGGUUCUUGCCCCAGGGUAGCUUCUCCACCGCCGCGCAUCGCCCAUCUCCCUGGUUCCUCCUGUGGCGGUUCUGCGACCUCCCGCCAGAGGGGAGCACCUGGGCGGUGUCCCCAGCCGUCCUCCGCCGGCCUCCCGGCGUCCGGGCCCCCAGCGAGCCCAUGGAGCCUGCCGAGCCCGCGGAGCCCGCUGAGCCCCCGGAGCCGGCGCGGGGCGCGGCCCGGGCCGAGACGCUGCUGCGGGAGUUGGAGGCGCUGGUCCAGGACGUGGUGCGCUCCAGCUCGUGGUGGGAGCGCCGCGGCGUGGACUGCACCAUCCUGGCGCUCAGCCUCCUCGCCUUGCCUGCGGGGUUCCUGUGCCUGCGCUCGGAGAAUGUGCUGGUCUUUGCCACCGGCAUCACCAUCUUGGGUGUGUGCCACUCCACGCUCACUGUCAAGGGCAGCCACCUGGCCACUCACGGUGCCCUCACGGACUCCAAACGCUGGAGUAAGAUCUGGCUGCUCUUCUUCGUGGAGGUAUGCACGGCCUUCACUGCAGAGUGCGCCAAGCACGGACACGUCAAGAUGCACCACGCCUACACCAACGUGGUGGGCCUGGGGGACUCAAGCACGUGGAGGCUGGCUUGCCUCAACCGCUACGUCUACAUGUUCCUAGCUCCUCUCCUGCUCCCGAUCCUGACCCCACUGGUGGCCAUUGCGCAGCUGAGGCAGGUGGAGCUGAGGACGGCUCUGCGGACGCUGGGCCUGAUCUCCCUGGGCCUCUAUUCCCAGUACUGGCUGCUCCUGAACGUGUCGGGCUUCAAGAGCCCCAGCUCUGCCCUGGUCUGCAUGUUCCUCGUCAGGUCCCUGCUGGCCCACCCCUACCUCCACGUCAACAUCUUCCAGCACAUUGGGCUGCCCAUGUUCUCCCUGGACCACAAGCCCCGACGGAUUCACAUGAUGAGCCUGGGGGUGCUUAACCUGACCCGGCUGCCCCUGCUGGACUGGGCGUUCGGCCACUCGAUCGUCAGCUGCCACGUGGAGCACCACCUCUUCCCCAGGCUCUCUGACAACAUGUGCCUGAAGGUGAAGCCCGUGGUGUCCCAGUUCCUCCAUGAGAAACAGCUGCCCUACAACGAGGACUCGUACCUGGCUCGCUUCCGCCUGUUUCUCCGUCGAUACGAGGAGUUCAUGGUGCAGGCCCCGCCGAUCACGGAGCUUGUGGGGCUGCAGUGAGGCUGGGCCCCUGCGGCCAC